AGAUGCCCUGAAUAUUUUGAGGUCAAACAGCCGUAUCAAACAGCCGUCUUGCCGCACAAGAUGAUCUACAGCCAAGACUACUCAAGAACGAUCGAUGAUGUGCGCUUAAUCGUAAAGCACGCAAAACUCGACCACAAGAACCUCACCAACACGGCGCAGGCUAUCUACUACCCGAAGGAAGAGCCCGGGCACGAUUUGGGCAACAUCAAGCUCCUGGAAGUGGACGACCACAUCCUGCAGGCGGUGGAAAACAACGAUGAGGUGUGCUUCAAGGGAGCGCUCAAUGAGAAGGUCGUGUUUUGCACUGAAUCCCGCACGUACGAGGUAAAGGAGGCGGAGAUAUCGAACAGUUUGCUGCUGGUAAACGGGUUGAAGCUGGCCCAAGCGACCAGCCGGUCACCGAUCAAAAGUCCCAAAGGUGGAGUCAACACGUCGAUGGAUAGCAGCAUGGAGGAGGAGGAUGAGUCCGAGGCCAUCGACACGAUCGAUGCCGUUGAGCGCAAGGAGGUUGUAAAGGUGUUUCACGACUAUUUCGAGCUGCGCCAAGUGAAACCAAAGUAUCGGAAGAUUAUUGAUUUGCUACGGUUAACACGAUACGCCGGGCCGGAGAAUGAACAUUUAAUCGAUCGUUCGCUGCUUUUUCGGUUUGGCCAGCUCCUUGACACCGUGCAGUGUAGCAAGGAGGAAUUUCACGAGGGUUUAAAAAAGUAUCGUGCCAUUGAGGUGGAAGAUCGUGUUCGGAUGCUUGACAUAGAAUACGAGUACCGCGUUCUCACGCUGCUGUUGGGUGUGAUCCUAGAAAACUCCUGGGAACUGGAUGCGAUCGAUAAGGACACAACACUCGAAGCGAUGCAAGGAAUCAUACCGUACGAGAUCGUAAACGGAACGUUCGAUGUCUAUACGAUCCCGAGCGAGCGCAUGCCGGACCGGUGGCAGUACCGCGAGGAUAUGGUCUGCGCGUUGUUUGCUGAGAAAAUACUCCAGAACGGGCUGAAAUUUCACAUCGAUGAGUUUCUCGUCACCUGGCAGGAGGCCCUUCCGGAUGGUUUCGAAGUAAGCGAAAAGUAUCUGCGUGGCAUCGGCAUCGUCGAUCGGGAAGGCAAUGUGCCGUGCGUGCGCGGCCUUAACGAAGCCGACCUACCGAUGAACUUACUCGUACGCCUCAAUACACUCUUCCGCACGAAGGAACGGUGGAAUCUGGAGCAGAUCGAACCAUACAUCGAGUGCUUUGCCACGCCGACGGUGGGCGUGACGUCGAUCUUGGCCAAGUACACCCGCUCGCUGGUGGUGAAGGGUGUGCGGAUGUACGUUUCAAAACAUUAACAAGGGUAAGAACAAGAGCAAGACGACGGAAAUGUAUAGAAAAAAUGGGAAAGAGUGGAACAAAAUAUUGCUCAACAUUUAGCAGUUUUUGAUUUAGAUGAUAGGUUAAGUGUUACUCAAACAUAAGUAUUACCAGGGAUAAAGCUUUAUUUGCUAAAAGAAAAAAAACCUAUUCUUUA
This is a messenger RNA of Anopheles coustani, 1502 nucleotides long. RefSeq names its product sister chromatid cohesion protein DCC1. The transcript is spliced from 3 exons. Bases 61 to 1323 code for a protein of 420 amino acids. Gene Ontology annotation, biological process: maintenance of mitotic sister chromatid cohesion; mitotic sister chromatid cohesion. The record is from RefSeq and is a predicted model, not a curated record. NCBI's taxonomy places the organism in Eukaryota, Metazoa, Arthropoda, Insecta, Diptera, Culicidae. Gene Ontology annotation, cellular component: chromosome, centromeric region; nucleus; chromatin.